AUGUCCAACAAUAUGAAUAAACAUCGACACAAUAAGCCAGUUAGAACAGAACCGUAUCAAAAGCACAAUAGUAGUAAAUGGCAACAAAUUGUAGUCGGAGCUAGUUCAGCAGCAGGAACAACUGCAGCUAUUAUUAGUGAAGAAAGUAUGAAGUGCUUAAAAUACUGCCUUUAUUGGCUACAAUAUGCCAUACAACAUAUUGAGCAGCAAAUGACAUUAAUCAAGAAUUAUUUGGUAUCAGCAGCACAGUCUAAUCGACUAUUAGCCACGCCUCACCAAAGGACCACAUCUCAUCAAAGAAGUUCAGUGCUAUCAUCUAUUAAAAGAGACAUUGUCCAUACACUAAGAAAAGUAGUUGAAGUCAUUAGUAAAUAUGCUGGUGCAUCUUUACCAUCACAAGCAAGACAAACCGUUAGAGGAUUUAUUCUUAAUUUACCAGAAAGAUGGGCUACACUCAACGAUAUUCACUCAACAACCACCUCACCCGCUCUAUCACCCAUGCUACUGCCCACAUCUACCUUAUCCUCACCAGGUCCAGGCACGCCCGAUCACAAUAAACAAGAGGAGGCAGCGAUCAAAUUAUUGACAUUUGGUCAAGAAUCUAUUGAAAUGUUGAACUCUGUGGAAACUAUCUUUUCCGAUACCGUCGAUCGAGCUGAAUUAUGGAUUGAUCGACUAAAGAUGGUACCUGGAAUAAACAGUUCUAGCACAACAACAGCAGAAAUACCAGAGGACGUUAAACUGCCUCCUAUUCGAAAUUUAAAGCUUGAUCAUUAA
Messenger RNA from Rhizopus microsporus ATCC 52813, 777 nucleotides. RefSeq lists its product as uncharacterized. The transcript is spliced from 2 exons. NCBI's taxonomy places the organism in Eukaryota, Fungi, Mucoromycota, Mucoromycetes, Mucorales, Rhizopodaceae. The coding region runs from base 1 to 777 and encodes 258 amino acids. The record is from RefSeq and is a predicted model, not a curated record. Gene Ontology annotation, cellular component: endoplasmic reticulum; nucleus. Gene Ontology annotation, molecular function: transcription corepressor activity. Gene Ontology annotation, biological process: regulation of transcription by RNA polymerase II; endoplasmic reticulum unfolded protein response; phospholipid biosynthetic process.